Molecule: messenger RNA, 721 nt
Organism: Drosophila grimshawi
Lineage: Eukaryota; Metazoa; Arthropoda; Insecta; Diptera; Drosophilidae
Product: abnormal spindle-like microcephaly-associated protein homolog
Exons: 1
Coding region: 99-554 (151 amino acids)
Molecular function (GO): protein binding
Source: RefSeq, a predicted model, not a curated record
CACAUUGCUUGCAAAGGAAUCAUUCGUGAUUCUAGAUGUAACUCCCGUUAUACUUGAGAAGGAAAAAAAAACAAAACAGUUGAGUGCUGCUUACGAUCAUGUACAUUUACCCGAGCUCACCCGAAUCACAGUCGUUUUUGCAAACCGAAGAAAGUGCAGCAGCCAUUAAAAUUCAAGCUGGUUUUCGUGGCUAUCGUGUGCGCAAGCAGAUUUACCGUUUGAAGAAAGCGAACGGUGCUCACAACACACACAAGAGUACCGUACGACGUCAGCAGCAGCAGCGCACCGAUUUCAUGGAGGGCAAAACGAAACAGGCAGCAGCAAAAAUUGCUGACGGCAAACAGACGAAAACGAGCGUCAUCAGCUCAGCAACAGCAGACGCAGCUACGUCAGUCGAAGAUCGCUCGGCGACAAAAAUUCAAGCAGGCUUUCGCGGAUUUCUCGUGCGCAAGCAGCAAAAAAUAGCAACAAAUGCUGCUGUUAAAAUACAAUCAAGUUUUCGCGGCUUCAAGGCACGCAAGGAGGCGGAGAAAUUGAAACAGCCGUCAUAUUAAAAAAAAUACUCUUAGACAACUAUACUAAUGUAAAUGACUCUAUAUAUAUAUAUAUCUAUAUAUAGUCUAGUUAUGUGUACAUCCUGUAAAUAGGUUAAAGUAAAAAUAAUAGUCGCCAGUUAAACAAAAUAAAUAUUAACAUGAUAUGUGUUAAGUAAUUCUUAGUA